AUGAGAGUAAAACAUGAGACGAGUGUUAAGGACUGUCGCAGAAGCAGGGUUUUAGCAGUAUGCGGACUCCGGGUGUCCAGAGGAGCCAGGGGGUUCUCCACAGACCGAGUGCUGUGUGCCAAAACACGGAGAGACUCAAAGAGAGAGCUGUCAGAGAAGAAACUGACUCGAUAUUUCGUGGACUACCGCCGUGUGAGACUGGUGGCCGGCGCCGGUGGAAAAGGCGCCUGCAGCUUCCACAGUGAACCUCGCAAAGAAUGGGGCGGUCCUGACGGGGGGAACGGAGGAGACGGGGGCAGCAUCAUCAUUAAGGCUGACCGGGUGAUUAAAUCCCUGGCACAGGUCGUUUCCAUUUACCAGGGGCAGAACGGCCAGUCGGGGGGCAGCAAGAACUGUUAUGGUCGCAAUGGCUGUCCAACCUUUAUAAAAGUACCUCUGGGCACCAUAGUAAAGGAGCAGGGCGAAACAAUCGUGGACCUCUCUGACCACGGCCAGGAGUUUGUGGCUGUGUUUGGCGGAACCGGGGGAAAGGGGAACCGUUUUUUCCUGUCCAAUGAGAACCGCGCUCCAAUGACGGCCACUCCAGGAGAGGUCGGCGAAGAACGGAUCCUACAGCUGGAGUUACGCACUAUGGCACAUGCAGGAUUGGUUGGCUUCCCGAACGCUGGUAAAUCGUCUCUGCUGAGGGCCAUCUCAAAUGCUAAGCCGGCUGUAGCUGCGUACCCCUUCACCACUCUCCAUCCACAUGUGGGAAUUGUUAAUUAUAGGGAUCACGAGCAAGUAGCAGUCGCUGACAUUCCCGGGAUCAUCCGUGGAGCUCAUCUGAACAGAGGAUUAGGACUGUCUUUCCUCAGACACAUCGAGCGCUGCCGUUUCCUCCUGUUCGUCCUGGACAUUUCUUCUGCUGAGCCCUGGACAGAACUGGAGCACCUGCGUUACGAACUGGACCAGUACGAACCAGACCUGUCACAGCGGCCUCACGCCAUCAUCGCCAACAAGAUGGACCUUCCGGAGUCCAAAGAGAAGCUCCAGACUCUGAGGGGACGCGUGGAACAGAGGGUCAUCCCACUGUCCGCCCUCACAGGAGAGAACACAGAAGAGCUCAUCCUACACCUCAGGGAGCUUUACGAUGGCCAGCUUCACGGACAAGAUGACAGAUGA
Molecule: messenger RNA, 1161 nt
Organism: Knipowitschia caucasica
Lineage: Eukaryota; Metazoa; Chordata; Actinopteri; Gobiiformes; Gobiidae
Source: the annotation of a GenBank genome assembly